Anguilla anguilla (European eel) is the source of this 3428-nucleotide messenger RNA. Its product is annotated as septin-7-like. Bases 294 to 1592 code for a protein of 432 amino acids. The transcript has 14 exons. NCBI's taxonomy places the organism in Eukaryota, Metazoa, Chordata, Actinopteri, Anguilliformes, Anguillidae. The record is from RefSeq and is a predicted model, not a curated record. Gene Ontology annotation, cellular component: septin ring; cell division site; microtubule cytoskeleton. Gene Ontology annotation, biological process: cytoskeleton-dependent cytokinesis; cilium assembly. Gene Ontology annotation, molecular function: GTPase activity; molecular adaptor activity; GTP binding.
UCUGAGGGCGGGGACGAUCGCCUUUUAAGAUUGCUGCUCUAAAACAUUUCAUCCCUAAAGCUGCGGUUCCUUAGUGAUUGUGUUAUAUGCGGAUCUAUUAUAGCAAUCCAUUCAUUUUAGCCUUCUCAUUGAUGUUUCAGGGGUUUUAGUACAACGUUUACAAAACCAGUGCGUCGCGAAGAUAAAGCAGGGCUCUAAAGAAACAGCCACUUUUACCCUUAUUUCCGUCGUUUUUUUCUUUCAUUUUUUAUGCCUGAUCUAUUCGGUUUUUGGGUGGGUGUCGUUACACUAAAAUGAUCGAGAGACCAGAUUCUGCAGUUUCCACCAUAGCACAGAGGAACCUGGAGGGCUAUGUCGGUUUCGCCAACUUGCCCAACCAGGUGUACAGGAAGUCUGUGAAGAGGGGGUUCGAGUUCACGCUGAUGGUGGUUGGUGAGUCCGGUUUGGGCAAAUCCACCCUCAUCAACUCCCUCUUCCUGACUGACCUGUACUCCAAGGACUACCCCGGCCCCUCCCAGCGCAUCAAGAAGACUGUGCAGGUGGAACAGUCCAAAGUGCUGGUGAAGGAGGGCGGGGUCCAGCUCACUCUCACCAUCGUGGACACGCCAGGGUUUGGGGAUGCAGUGGACAACAGCAAUUGCUGGCAGCCUGUCAUUAACUAUAUUGACAGUAAGUGUGAGGACUUCCUGAAUGCAGAGUCCAGGGUGAACCGCAGAUUGAUGCCAGACAACAGGGUGCACUGUUGCCUGUACUUCAUCGCCCCCUCUGGUCAUGGGCUAAAGCCUCUAGACAUCGAGUUCAUGAAGCGACUCCACGACAAGGUCAACGUAAUCCCCCUCAUCGCCAAGGCCGACACCCUCACACCCGAGGAGUGCCAGCUGUUCAAAAAGCAGAUUAUGAAGGAGAUCCAAGAACACAAGAUCAAGAUCUACGAGUUUCCCGACACGGAGGACGACGAGGACAGCAAGUUGAUCCGGAAAAUCAAGGAGAGAAUGCCCCUCGCUGUGGUUGGAAGCAAUGUGGUGAUCGAGGUGAACGGCCGGAAGGUCAGAGGUCGUCAGUACCCAUGGGGUGUGGCAGAAGAGGGCAUUUUUGUGGAGAACGGGGAGCACUGCGACUUCACUGUCCUGAGGAACAUGCUGAUCAGGACUCACAUGCAGGACCUGAAGGACGUGACCAAUAACGUCCACUAUGAGAACUACCGCAGCAAGAAGCUGGCAGCCGUCACCUGCAAUGGGGUGGACUCCACCAAAGCCAAGGGCCAGCUGACUAAGAGCCCCCUGGCACAGAUGGAGGAGGAGAGGCGAGAGCAUGUGAUGAAGAUGAAGAAGAUGGAGACUGAGAUGGAGCAGGUGUUCGAGAUGAAGGUCAAAGAGAAGAAACAAAAAUUGAAGGACUCGGAGGCUGAGCUGGAGCGUCGUCACGAGCAGAUGAAGAAGAACCUGGAGGCCCAGUACAAGGAGCUGGAGGAGAAGAGACGCCAGUUUGAGGAGGAGAAGAACAACUGGGAGGCACAGCAGCGCGUGGAGCAGCAGAGACUGGACGCCUCAAAGACCAUGGAAAAGAAUAAGAAGAAGGGGAAAAUCUUUUGAAAGAUUUAAGACACACUACCUUUGCAUCCAUUUCCCACUCCGUCUUAUUUCACCGGCCACCAGACAUGAUCCCCACCCUGUACCUCAGACACACACAGACACACACACACACACACGCACUCCUGGGACAGGCAAAGCACACUCCCUGCAAUUCAGUGUGAGCAUAGUAUAGCAUUCUGACCAGCUAAAUGUCAUUCAAAUAUGUUUCAUAUGGAUGUUUAGUGUAAGAAGCGCAAAUAACAUUAACUGCCAGAUUCAUGAAUUUUAAAAUGAGUUUUCCAUUGAUUGCCAAUACUUUCAUGAUUAUGCUGUAUGUUGGACCAACACUGUAUGUGUUUCCAUGGAGACCACACAGGACUUGCUGUGUCAGUGAUGUUCCGAAGGUCGUUUUCCAUCUGUCUGUGUCUGUCUGUGUGUGUGCACUUGAUGCAUUCCUCCUGAACCAUGAAACACAACCUUACUAAUGAGCAACAUUAAUCCAAAAUUAACCAGAAUGUUGCAGCCUGUAACUGGUGAUUCAUGAAAAUAUUUUUAUAGAAAACAUUUGAAUAGAUGUCAAACGAAAUGCAUGCCUGUCCAGAACAGUAUUAAUGUUAUGAUGAAGAUGAUGAUGACGACGAUGAUGAUGCCCCCCUUUCCUGACCAUUCCCCACAUUCCCCAGUCAAGCUACCCUUUUUUAUUGGUAGACAAGUAUUGUCUUUUUUAAUGGGUUUUUUUGUAUGUAUACCAUUUUCAACUCUUACUCUUUCAGUCUCACCCCACCACAUAACUGUACAUUAAUAUGAAAAAUGGAAACGAAGAGGUCUCUUGUGUCCUUUUUGGCAGUUGUGGGGUCAUUAAGGGUCAGGUUACAGAAUGACAAAAAGAGAAAGAUCUCUCUCUCAAACGCACGUCUGUAUGAAUUUGCAGACGUACUUGCCCCUGCCUCCAGAUGGUCUUUCCGUGAAGUCUGAGCCCUCAGGCUUUGUCACAGUGCCCGCACCUGUCCCCCUCUCUGUUACAGGGUCUCUGUGAAGGACACCGAGGCAGAUUGGGGUGUUCCUUUUGUCAGAUCCUAAUUUACAUUCCACUACCUUUUAACCAUACAGCAGAUGCUCCUGUCCAGACUGAACUGAGUAACUUGCAUUCAAGCCACGCUGUUCCACACAGCCUGUUAGCCUGUUAGCCACAACACACAGCUCCACUCUGUAGCAUCGCAGACAGACUGCAAAGCCUUCUAAAACAGUUGCUGUAAAUGUUCUGUGUUAUGCGGCUGAGACAGCAUAUUAAAUGCAGGCAAGUUUGCAUCGUGAUGGCCUGGCUGUGUCUCUCCGGCGCCCUCUGCUGUCAGUAUUGCUGAACAGGGGGCUUGAGUUAAUCCAGAGGGGGGGAUGAAAUGUGUUAAGGAAGGGGCUAGUGCAAAACUGCAAUUUUAUGGUUUGUGAUGUAAAUAGGCUGGCCACGCGCAUGAUUUCAACAUUCCAGACCACGUCAUCUGCGCCUAAAACCACAUCCUCCUCUUGUCUGUAAUGUACGACAAGUCUUUCCCUGCCAGAGCUUUCAGUAUGAAAAACAAGGUUUGCCCUUUCUGCAUUGAAAGGAUUUGAGGAUCUUUUUUUUUUUUUGGCCUUGGAUUUAAUUGAAUUUUUUUAUGACAGCAAUGUCAUGUUAAGGUCACAAAAGUCAUGUGAGUACUGCUACUUAUGUUAUAAAAUAAUACAUUUUUAACUAAAAGAUUUACUCUCUACACUUCAGCUAGUCUGAUUGACAGGGACUUGGAUGCAGUUUAUGUUACCGGUCAGUGUUACCAGUGAGAUUACCAGCAACUCGGAAUAAACAACAAUAAAUGGAAAGAC